CACAUCCUAAUCUACGUGUUGCAAAUCUUGUGAUAUCUCUCCAUCAUAAAUCCACUAUCCCUCUCGAUAUUACCCACCCCCCCUCCCGGUACACCCGCAACAUGUCGAAGCAGUGCUAUGCCACAGACUCUCCCUUUGAAGGGAUCAUCGGCUACUAUCGUGCUGUGCGUCACGGUCAACAUAUCUUCGUCUCUGGCACGACCGCCGUCGACCCAAACCCUUCCACACAAAGCAGCCCUCAGAUCCUGUUUCCAGGUGAUGCAAAGCAGCAGACUCGCGUGGCUCUGGAAGAGUGCAUCAAGGCCGUGAGAGCCAUGGGAGGACGAGGACCCGAGGACAUUGUGCGCGUGAAGAUGUUCGUCAGUCGGCGGGAGGACUGUCUUGCCGUAGGCGAGGGCUUCCGUGAGGUUUUGGGCAAGGGGAAUGCCAGCAGCAGCGGCGUCCCGAUCGGGGCUGCCGCAACGAUGAUUGUGGUGCACAAUGGCUUUAUUGAUCCAGCGAUGUUGGUCGAAAUCGAGGUAGACGCUAUUGCGCCAGAAUAGGCGACAUCGAUGGGACCGGCUGCGCAGAGUGUCCUGUGUUUUGAGAAUGUCCGUCAGUCACGAUUGACUGGACUCAGCAACUCUUGUAUAACUGGGCAGAGAAUAAGAUCAUCCCGAGUGGGCCUCAUUCAUGAGAUACUGGGCGAGUUAGGACAGGACGUUCGCGAUUGUUGUUGAAUCGCGCGUCUCAUAACAUGUACCGGUGCCGGCCGCUUGGUAAAGAGUUCAUAUUGAGCAAUUCCCUGCUCCAGGAGAAUCACCAAUCCAUCGACAACUAUCCACCCUUGAGUGGUCCGAUCAUUCAUUGACGCCCGUAAUGGCGUCUGAUACCUCCCGUAUGCGAC
Molecule: messenger RNA, 886 nt
Organism: Aspergillus saccharolyticus JOP 1030-1
Lineage: Eukaryota; Fungi; Ascomycota; Eurotiomycetes; Eurotiales; Aspergillaceae
Product: YjgH family protein
Exons: 1
Coding region: 102-542 (146 amino acids)
Source: RefSeq, a predicted model, not a curated record